AUGGUAGCUCCAAGCCUCCAAGGUGGCUCUAUGGCUUUGAGGCUCUCCGAAGUGGUGCCCGAGGGUGGUAGCUUUGGUGCUCUGGCUGGUGUCGUGUGCAUCGGCCAGGCGAUCCUGCUGGAGGGCCCCAUGAAGUGUCCACCUGUCCGCUGCUGGGAGCUUUUGGAGAAGUUGCUGGUGCGCUUUCCAGCGGUGCCGCCACCAGCGGGCAAGACCCCAACCAAGUUAGCAGCUGCUGCAGAUGACCGAUCUAUGGAUUUGAUGCCUGGGCUGCAGAACUGGUGGCUUGCAGAUGAGGAGCGCUUGCCGCUGUCGCCGGUCGAACGCUUGGGAUUCUUCGACCAAAGCAUGGCUUUGGCCAAGUGCCUCGCGGUGGCGGAGGCACAGAGUGUGGUGCCCAGAUACCGUGGUCAUCUCCUUCUGUCGCUGCUCCAGUUCUGCUACGAAGCGAUGCAAAGCUUGAAGUGGCCCGCCCUCGGUGGCAAGAAGGCCGGCGACGUUGUGCUCGUCUCCGACGCCUCACCCGUGCGUCCCAGCGGGGCGUUCCCUGCUGCGUUGGGUGCCGGUCCGCCGCUCCUGCAGCGGACCGCCUCAGCGAUGCAGGUGAGUUGGAUGGAGGCGGCACAGAGCCUGAGGCAAGUUGCAGGGCGCCUGGCACUACAUGGGGAUGAGCUUCAGCGCAGUUGCCAGGAGAAUUUGGAGAUGAUUAAGGCGAUGUUGCCCCUGAGCGAUGAGCUCCAAACGGGAAUCUUGAAAGACGUUGAGAUCACACUGAAGGGCUUUACGCCCAAAGUGGAGGCUGGAUCCCACGUCUGUUGUGGGUAUAUUCCGGUGAAGCCCCAGGAAUGGCGUGCCAAUGCUCAAGAGGCCAUGGCAUGGCUUGGGAAGGAGGACGAGCGACAGAAGGAGCGGUGA
Molecule: messenger RNA, 915 nt
Organism: Cladocopium goreaui
Lineage: Eukaryota; Dinophyceae; Suessiales; Symbiodiniaceae
Source: the annotation of a GenBank genome assembly